Molecule: messenger RNA, 4351 nt
Organism: Eriocheir sinensis (Chinese mitten crab)
Lineage: Eukaryota; Metazoa; Arthropoda; Malacostraca; Decapoda; Varunidae
Exons: 2
Coding region: 961-2370 (469 amino acids)
Source: RefSeq, a predicted model, not a curated record
UUCUACCUUUUGUGAUGGAAAAAACAAACUGGAAGUAUCUAAUCUCUCAUUAAAUUAGUUUCUUUGGGGUUAAGCAUUCUGUAUCAUAACCACUUCUUUUCCCACCUGCUCCACGAACAUUCACACAUGAAAAUUUGCUUUAACAAAUAUAUCAUAUUGCAAAUUAUGGUCUUAUGCACCACUGCCUGAAUGCACCAACCCUUGGUCUGAAUGCACCACAUAUAAGGUUCCAAUGUACCACAUGCCUGGUACUAAUGCACCACUCCCAGUCUGAAUGCACCACCCUUUAUGGUUCCAAUGCACUGACCUAAGGCCAGUUGAUAUUUUACAUUUUAGCUCCCAUAACCACCCUUUAUGGUUCCAGUGCACCGACCUAAGGCCAGUUGAUAUUUUACAUUUUAGCUCCCAUAAUUACUUGUUUACUAAUGGUUUAGGAAUUGUUUAUAAAAAAACAGCUUGUUUCCACAGUCUCAACUGACAUAAUAGGCCUAACUGCCUGUUUACUGGUAGUGUGUUUACCAGUAGUUUAGGAGACAGUAUCAACACAGUGCCUUCAGUCACUCACAAUUCUGGGAGUACAGAGAAGACAUCUCCAAGCCUUUAAGCCAUUUACAAUGAAUACCAAAAGACCUAAGGACUGGAUUCACUUUCCAUGUGUAGUGUGUGAAGGGGACGUAAGACCACGCCAGGAAGCCAUGCAAUGUGAUAGCUGAAAAGCUUGGCAGCACAGAACUUGUAACUCGGGUAUCACAAGAGAAUUCUACAGGAAACUGAACAAGAGAGAAGAAGAGUUGCCUGUGUGUUCGCUCAACAACGUACAAGAAAUGAGCUCUGAUAGCUUCACAGAAAUCUCAGUUGCAUGUAACCCUUCAGAGGACUUAACAAUAACACCACCAAGUACAUCAACCAUAGAUGACCCUUCAGAGGAGUUAACCCCACCAAGCCCAUUGCCUUUUUUCAAUGUCAGCCUGCCUGUGGAAGAGGUCAGUCAAGCUGUGGAUCGAAACACCCCUUACCACCGAACCAAUUCCCACUGACAUAAUGGUGGAUGCCCCAACAUCCUACCAUGUAGUGGGAGAAGGUUCAAGAAAAGGAGGUGAUCUUCUCACAGAUAGCCUUGGAUUCCAGUACGUCAAAAAGCGGGUAACGUCGGUAUCAACAUCAUGGAUCUGCAGCAUCCGUACAAAGAAGAACAGGUGUUUUGCUAGUGUCACUCAGCAAGGUAAUAUCUUCACCAGAGGUCCCAAGGAACACAACCACAGAGGCAACCCAGGGGCACAACUUCGAGCACAAGCCAUAUCUGUGGUUAAAGCAGCAGCCAGGGAAGAUCUCUAUAAAUCUUCUGGGAAGAUUGUUACAGAUACACUAUUGACACUCGCAACUGACAAAGUUCAACUGCCAAAAGUAUCCAACCUGCAGAGAACUGCCAACCGUGCCCGACAACAGCUGCGACCAAAGCAUCCAACUGAUUUAGAAUUCGAGAUUGCUAUUGCUCAUAUCCCAAGUGAUUUUCUUCAACAAGAUAUUCACCAUGAAGGUCAUCGUCACUUGAUAUUUGCUUCUCCUCUCCAGCUUUCCUUCCUUAGCAAGUCCAAGAUUUGGUUCAUUGAUAGAACUUUUAAAGAUGUCAGGGAGCCAUUUGUACAGCUUGUCAGCAUUCACAGCUACAUCAAGUUUGGUGACUGCACAAAGCAAGCUCCACUAUUAUUUGUAGUUAUGUCCCGACGAAAGACCACAGAUUACACGGCUAUCCUGGAUGCUAUUAUGGAACUCCUCCCAUCCAACAUCAUGGUUGAAGAGAUUGUAGUAGAUUUUGAACGGGCUUUGUGGAGUGCUCUUCAUAAGUCUCUACCGGAUGUUCCUGUGUUUGGGUGCUGGUCUCACUGGGCACAAGCUGUGUACAACAGAAUUAAGGAAUAUGGACUACGCCCAGCAUAUGUUCACCAACUUCCUUUCCGUAAUUACAUACAAGAUUUGAUGGCACUGCCCAACCUUCCAGCCUCCCAUAUCAAUAAUGCUUUUUACCAGCUGAAAGACAGAUGCCCUCAGGUUCAGGCUGCUCAAGCACAGAAGCUCCAUAAACUCCUCAACUACCUUGAAGAGACGUGGAUAACCAGCGCAUCAUGUCCACCUUCUACCUGGUCAACAUACAAGAGGGUAGUGAGGACGAAUAUUGAAGUUGAGGGUUGGCACCAUCGUCUAAAUCACAACUCCCCCACUAAAAGGAUGAACCUCUACCUACUAAUAAAUACACUUUAUGACGAGACAAAGUUGCUCUCUCUACAAGUAAGGCUGAUCAAACAGAAGAAAAUAUGUAGGAUCCAGAGUAAGAAAACCCACUCUAAGCAGCGGGGUCGAAAAUCCAAAUAAAUGUUUAAUUUACACGUUUUUUCACUUAUACGCGAUAUUUUUUGGAGUGGCCAUCAGAUGUCACACGCAACUGGACUUACAUGGCGCCGCGGCAACACAGCUAAGCUCAGUUCUUCCCGCACGCCACUUGAACAACAAUACAGUACCCACGCUGCCACGCUACUCAACAAUAGGGGUGGGCAGGUACCGGUACUAGACUGCUUGGUACCGGUACUAAUACUAGCCAGUCGCUCAUGGUGUCCCUAAUUUCUUCUUCACACUAGUGAGGCUGAGACUAAGUGCCAGAGUGGAUAUCUCGGUGAUAUGGAUAUUCUCUCUCUCUCUCUCUCUCUCUCUCUCUCUCUCUCUCUCUCUCCACUGAAUGAAGUGAAUAUUUAUUUUUCGAUAGAAACCUACCUCUUAUUUGAUUUACAUUGUUUUUGAUUUACAUGACCUCUUCAAGGACACAAUACUCGCGUAAAUCGAGAGUUACCUGUACCUGAGGAAAUGUAGCAAAUUAGCAGACCAUGGAGAAGAUUAAAUAUCCUACUGUGCACCAGUAACUUUUGUAAUUAUCAUUGUUCAUUAAAAACCUCACUUGACUGACAGUAUUCAAACUUGGAUAUGACAGUUGUACUUUUUAACUGUGAAACAGGGCACUGCAGUAUUUUAACCCUCUCGUGCACAGUAAGUUUCCAAUAAGUUUCUGUUCCACUCAGGCCCAACCGGCCCUUUUUUUGCCGCCGCGAUACUCUACAUUCCCGGACGUAUUUUACCCUCACAGAUAUAUAGUACCCCAAUAAAUUUGGUAUCAAUGGCUUCAUAAAGACUUGUACUAGAACAUGCGCAAAUAAAAAUAGAGGAAAAUAUAUAUAUAAACAAUAGAAACUCGUUUCAAGUCUCCGUAUUGAGUAUUGUAGAGAAUAAAUCUUAAGUACCAACUCUUCCCCACUCGCUAUCUUGAAAUUUUGUGGGCCAACUUUUUUAGCCAAAUAUAUGUUCCGAAGCAAAAUUUAGUGAGUAUUCUUAUGGUAUCCUCAAAAUCCUCAUACGCCUUUUAGUUCCUGAGUUACAUCAAGAAAACUAUGUUUUUUUCCUCUCCCGUCAGAGUAGGUUAACAAAUAAAAAUCGCUCCACGCUCAUCUACGCUCCUUAGAUAGGUUACCAUAUGUUACCAUUAAGAAACUUAUCCCAACAAAUGACGCUCCAAAUUUAACGCACUUCCACUGAAAACUUAAUUUUUAAUAAAUUUUUUUAACUUUUAUGACGCGUUACAUGCCAUCGUGCGCCAGGACCAUUUACCUUUUGAUGACGCGAAACGCAUCAUUGUGUGCAAGAGGGUUAAAAUACAGUACCAUAGUAAUAAAGAAUAAUAAUAAAGACUUGCUCUAUGAUGAUUCUCUUUAUUUAUUGCUACAUUCUGGUAACUUACAUUUUAUUGGAACAUUUCAUCAAUGAUCUUCCAGACACCAUUACAGCUCGUAAACAAUAACUGAUACUGUAUGACAAUCAUUCUUUUUAACUGUGUAACAGGGCAUUGCAGCAUUUUAAAAUCAUAAUAAAGAAUAAUAAAGACUUGCUGUAUGAUGCUUGUAUUAAUUUACUGUUACACUCUUGGUAACUAACACUGUGUGGUGAACGAGACUUCCAUUGAUUACUACAAUCGGACUACAAAGUUGGUGCAUUCCAGACUAGGCUGGUGGUGCGUUCUGUUCAGUGCAUUACAUCCAACUUCCAUCCUUUGCCUUUAAAUGAACACCAACAUUCACUGUCACAUUUUUUUCCAGUUGUAUUUUUUAACUGAACAUGCUGAUUCCCUCCAGUCACCCUCCCUCUCCCACUGCCCCACUUAUUCCCCCUCCUCCAUCACAGUGCCACUAACAAAGAAAAUAUGGACCAUUCAUUUCAGCCCUACCAACCAAACUACAGUAAAAUCUCACAUCUAAUAAGUAAUAGGCACAAAAAAAUACACUUUAGGGUCAUUUUAUGCAAUUGAAAUAUU